UUUACAAUUUUAUUUUUUUCACCCAAAAACCUUAGUUAAAUCAUAUUUCCUUCAAAAAAAAAAAAAAAAAACCUUAGUUAAAUCAUAUCAGAUUCUCAACACUGUUAAUAUUUCAAUUUUUUUUUUUGACAAGAUCUAGGUUGAUAUAACCUAUUUCAUCAACACUAAUCUUUUCCACUUCGAUUAAUUUUCAUUGAUUUUUUCCCCAAUUCAAUUCCAAUUUUAAUUUUUCUCAAUUGGAAAGAUUUAGGGUUUUUGCCGCUUUUUCAAUUUGAAAUUUUGUCAAUUGAUCGCCUUGAGUUUGAGUACUAGAUCGCCGAUUACAGCGAUUUGGUACUCCGGCGAACGGCGGACGUCUUGAUUCUCUUGUUGAAUGUGCUCGAAGUUUAGUUUUUGAUUCUGGGAAGAUUAAUGCAUAAUAAAAUGGGCCCACCUCUUCGCAGUGGGGUUUCGAAACGAUCGAAUGAUAGCGCAAGGCUUGUAAUGACUACUAUUCUAGGUGUUGUUUUUGGGUUCUUCAUUGGAGUUUCAUUUCCUUCAGUUUCUGAUAAGAUUAAAUUAUCUUCAAGACUUAUUUCCUCUUUUGAUGGAAUUUCUAAAAGUUCCGCGAAGUCUCUUGAAGAUCUUGCAUCAUUGACAAUCCCUAAGAUAUAUGUACCGACCAAUCCGCGUGGUGCUGAGAUGUUACCUCCAGGAAUUGUAGUAGGAGAAAGUGAUUUUUUUCUUCGAAGACUGUGGGGUGAACCGAGUGAGGAUUUGAAAAAGAAGCCAAAAUACUUGGUAACUUUCACUGUUGGAUUAGCUCAGAGGGACAACAUUAAUAAAGCUGUAAAGAAGUUCUCUGACGAUUUCCAAAUUUUGCUCUUCCACUAUGAUGGCAAAGUUACUGAAUGGGAUGAGUUUGAAUGGUCCAAAAAAGCUAUCCAUGUCAGUGCUCCAAAGCAAACAAAAUGGUGGUAUGCAAAGAGAUUUCUCCACCCUGAUGUUGUUGCUGCUUAUGACUAUAUCUUUAUCUGGGAUGAAGAUCUUGGUGUUGAACAUUUCAAUGCUGAGAAGUAUAUUCAAUUGGUGAAGAAGUAUGGCUUGGAGAUUUCUCAACCUGGUCUUGAGCCUAAUAAUGGUUUGACAUGGGAGAUGACUAAGAGGAGAGGGGAUAGAGAAGUUCACAAGGAUACUGAGGAGAAACCAGGCUGGUGCUCCAACCCACACUUGCCUCCUUGUGCUGCAUUUGUGGAAAUCAUGGCCCCUGUUUUUUCUCGGGAUGCUUGGCGCUGUGUGUGGCAUAUGAUUCAGAAUGAUUUGGUACAUGGGUGGGGACUGGAUUUUGCUCUGAGAAGAUGUGUAGAACCUGCGCAUGAGAAAAUUGGUGUUGUAGAUCAGCAAUGGAUAGUUCAUCAAGUAAUUCCUUCUCUUGGGAACCAGGGUCAGGCUGAGAAUGGCAAGGCUCCAUGGCAAGGGGUCCGUGAGAGAUGCAAGAAAGAGUGGUCUCUGUUCCAAAAUCGACUUGCAAAUGCUGACAAGGAAUACCUUGCACAAACUCGGGAAGGGCUAAUGACUAUUCUUUAUGUGUAG
This is a messenger RNA of Chenopodium quinoa (quinoa), 1572 nucleotides long. RefSeq lists its product as uncharacterized. The record is from RefSeq and is a predicted model, not a curated record. The transcript is spliced from 14 exons. Bases 412 to 1572 code for a protein of 386 amino acids. NCBI's taxonomy places the organism in Eukaryota, Viridiplantae, Streptophyta, Magnoliopsida, Caryophyllales, Amaranthaceae.